CGCGACGACAGCCAGAGAGACAGGGACGGCUUCGUUGAUACGGUGGCCGCUGUUGGUCUACAUGCACGGUGCCGGUGCUUCGUCGUUCUUGAAGCACAGCAAGAAGUCCCUGCAGUCCGCCGGCCUGACCCGCUGCGCGGACGACUUCGUGAUUAUCUCCCCGCACUGCGACUGGAAGUGGAAUGACCAGCCGAAGCCGUGGGUCAACGAGCUUGUGGCCACGCUGCGGGCCGCGGAGUGGAUCGACCACCAGCGCAUCUAUUUAAGUUUGCGCGCAAGGCAUGGGCACCUGGGAGCUGGGCGCCGAGCGGCCCGAGCUCUAUGCGGCGGUGGCGCCCGUCGCUGCCUACCACAACGGCGAGCGCACCGAGCACAUCGCGCGGCGCCUCCGCGGCACGCCAGUCUUCGUGAUCCACUCGCUGCACGACGGGGUGUGCCCCCACUCGAAGGAGGUGCCCCUGUGGACUCUGCUGCGCGAGGAGGGCAACCGGCACCUGAAGGUCAGCCUGGCCCACCACGUGGACCACACCUUCAUGUUCGAGCGCGCGUACUGCGACGACGUCACCAUCUCGGUGGCUCCUGAGGUGGACCACGAAGCUGGAGUGAGAGAGCCGCUCUUCCUCUGCCUUGCCGUUGACCGCUGCGGGCAACCCGAUUCUUCCCUGGGAUUGCCAACUCAUCUCCGAGCUUGCCGCUGGCGUUUCACCCCUGCCGCUCGCACUAUUCAAUCGCUCCUGCUCCAGGACGUUUGGCAGCAGCGACUCCCGUGCGUGUAUCACCAGCGCGGGCAGCAGCACCGCCGUAAUAUCACCUUCUCGCUCUGCUCAAAGAGCAAACAGCAGCACAGACAUCAUUUCUCCGAGGUCCGCGCGGCUUUCUUCCUGGAUCGGCGCUGGGUCCCCCUGGCGGAGCCUCCGGCACCGCCCCCAAGAAGAAAUCCGCGCAGACCACCGAGAAAUGAUGUUUAUGCGGUUUUUGUUCCUCUGUCCUCUUCCC
Molecule: messenger RNA, 996 nt
Organism: Prorocentrum cordatum
Lineage: Eukaryota; Dinophyceae; Prorocentrales; Prorocentraceae
Source: the annotation of a GenBank genome assembly